CAAUAAUAGAGCAAUGUAAUGGGAGACCCUACAAUAACAAGGCAGUGUGUGCAAUGGAAUGAAAGACCCUACAACAACUGAGCAAUACCUGCAGUGUAAUGAGAGACCCUACAAUAACAGAGCAGGGCAAGAAGAGACCCUACAAUAACAAGCAAGGACAGUGCCAUCCGGGACACUACACUAAAGCAGCAGCGUGUACAGUAUAAGAGCCCCUACAAUAACAGAGCCGUGUAAUGGGAGACCCUACAAUAACAGCGGCGGAGCGGCCCCCGGCCGGGUGACAGCGGGGCCGGGGGCGGGCCCGGCCGGGAGGUGGAUCCCUGCGCAGCAGGUUGGGCGGCUUCCCUGGCUCCGGGCGCCGUGAAGAGGGGAGGGAGCGAGCGCCGCGUCCCAGUGUCCCAGCCAGUGCGGAGACAUCGCACCUGCCCGCCGCCCUCCGCACCGCCCAGCGCCGCCCGCGGGACCCCGCGCCGCCCGCCCGCUCGCCCGCCUGCCCAGGAGAUGGGGGCGCCCCUGGGGGCGCUGCUUUGCCUCCUCCUCAGCCUGGGUGUACAGGAGACCUACGGACAAUCAGGAACAUGUGGAAGUCCUAUCAUGGGACGGAUUGUGGGGGGCACAAAUGCACAGGAUGGGCAGUGGCCUUGGCAGGUCAGCCUGAAUUUUCAGAAUAAUCAUGUGUGUGGCGGCUCCCUCAUUUCCCCCCAGUGGGUGAUCACCGCAGCGCACUGCUUCCCACCGGAAAACCCCAUCGCUGACUAUGAGGUGAUCCUGGGAGCCUUCCAGCUGUCCAGCCUCAUAGGUGACUUCAAGGUGGUUGGGGUGGAGCAGGCCAUCAAGAACCCUGGUUACACGGAUGAGGGCUCUGGCGGGGACCUUGCGCUGGUGAAAUUGAAAGCGCCUGUCACUUAUACACGUACCAUUCGCCCCAUCUGUCUGCCGUCUGCUUCCGUCAGCUUCCCCAGCGGCAUGAACUGCACCGUGACUGGCUGGGGGAAUGUGCUUACCUCUGUCAGCCUGCCCAGUCCCAAGACCCUGCAGCAGCUGGAGGUGCCAGUGAUUGGGCUGGAGACCUGCCGCUGCCUCUACAAGAUCAACCCCAGCCCCACGGAUUCCCACGUGAUCCAGGACGACAUGAUGUGUGCGGGCUACGCCGAGGGCAAGAAGGAUGCCUGCCAGGGUGACUCCGGGGGACCCCUCUCCUGCCGUGUGGGCAAUGCCUGGCUGUUAGCUGGGGUGGUGAGCUGGGGGGACGCGUGUGGGUCCCCCAACCGGCCUGGCGUCUACACCCGCACCUCGGCCCACACAGCCUGGAUUAAACAGAUCAUCCCGGCGGUGGAGAUGAGCGACGUGCGUGUGAAUCAGGAGCCAGUCUCGGAGGAGGGGCUGUGUCCCAACACCACCAGUCGGCCUGGUCCCUAUGACGGCGUCCAGCCCCAUCCUGGCUGGCCCCGGCCAAUCUCCCCCAACCAGCCGUUAGACCACGCUACCUCCCACGUCCUCGCCGCCAGCCUGCUGUUCUUCUGCCUGCUACUUCACGUACUCCCUGCCCUAUAGCGCCCCUACUCUCAAGGUCAGCUCAGCAUGGGACUCCACCCCCCCAUGGCAGUCCAGGGGCAUCCUGCCCCCCUCCCAAACUCAGCAGGAUGGUCCCAAGAUUUCAAACACUUGGGCUUCCCGCCCCAUCCCCUUAUUGUUCUCGUUUGUUUCCUGUGUUGUGCUUCUCUGUCACGAUCGGGGAAUUGACGUGACUUCAGGGCACCGAGCUGGCAGCAGCCCCGUUCAUGGCAACGUCAUUUCUGCCUCCGGUCCUGCAGACCCCUGAGUUCUGGCCAACAGGGUCCUGCAAACUUCUCCCAAGCCUCACUCUGAGAUCGAGGCUCACGCCAACGCCUGAGCCUCGCUCUGGGACUCACGCCAACGCCUGAGCCUCGCUCUGGCACCUGGGCUCAACUCCAGCCCCUCCAGCCUCGCUCUGGGGCUCACGCCAACCCCUCCAGCCUCGCUCUGUGAGAAUCAGGGCCCUGUAGGCAGCUCCCCAACUCCUGUUCCCAGGCCUGGUUCUGUCACCAUGACACCUCCAAGGGCAGCCUAACAAGCUCCCCAUCUUCCUCUUCUCACCCUGAUUCUUCCAGGGAGACUCCGGGGGACCCCUUUCCUGCAAAGUGGGUAGUGUCUGGCUGCUGGCCGGAGUGGUGAGCUGGGGGGAUGAAUGUGGGGCCGCCAACCGGCCCGGCAUCUAUACCCGCGCCUCGGCCCAUGCUGUCUGGAUCCAGGA
Mauremys reevesii (Reeves's turtle) is the source of this 2275-nucleotide messenger RNA. It is a transcript of the gene PRSS8, whose product is annotated as serine protease 8. The coding region runs from base 502 to 1554 and encodes 350 amino acids. Gene Ontology annotation, biological process: proteolysis. The transcript is spliced from 6 exons. The record is from RefSeq and is a predicted model, not a curated record. Lineage: Eukaryota; Metazoa; Chordata; Testudines; Geoemydidae. Gene Ontology annotation, molecular function: serine-type endopeptidase activity.